This is a messenger RNA of Etheostoma cragini (Arkansas darter), 364 nucleotides long. RefSeq lists its product as uncharacterized. The record is from RefSeq and is a predicted model, not a curated record. NCBI's taxonomy places the organism in Eukaryota, Metazoa, Chordata, Actinopteri, Perciformes, Percidae. The transcript has 2 exons. Bases 18 to 353 code for a protein of 111 amino acids.
UGACCAAUUUAGUCAAAAUGGACGAAAGAGGAGAUGGGGAAAACAACGGUAGAAAUCGCAGAGAGCUUCAACUGCAUUUAUUUCUAAGAGGAGAUCGGCCACCAGCCGAUCAACGUCAUGCUGGAGUCAUUGCCUGGAUUGAAUUCUUCCUUAGUCAUGAACAAGAGGAGCCCAACGUUGCUGUGUUACUAGACUUGCUGAACCAAAAUGACGCUGACGAUAAUGAUAACAAUGAAAACCAGGGUGAUGGAAACCAGGACAAUGAAAACUAUGAGAUCAAUGAAAACCAGGAUAACAAUGAAAACCAGGAUAACAAUGAAAACCAGGACAACGAGGAAAACCAGGAUAACUAAAACCAGCACAA